Messenger RNA from Aspergillus puulaauensis, 1137 nucleotides. RefSeq lists its product as uncharacterized. Bases 1 to 1137 code for a protein of 378 amino acids. NCBI's taxonomy places the organism in Eukaryota, Fungi, Ascomycota, Eurotiomycetes, Eurotiales, Aspergillaceae. Gene Ontology annotation, molecular function: protein binding. The transcript has a single exon. The record is from RefSeq and is a predicted model, not a curated record.
AUGCUGUGCUGCGCAAGCUCAAGAAAGAAAACGCCUACGAGUUCACCACCAGAUGCUAUACACGAAACCCAAACCCCCGAUCCCACCAAUAUGAAUGACGAAAUGCCCAUAAAUCCAACCCCACAGCAAUACCAAGAAUGGGAAGCGCAGCACAUCACAGGUCUGGAACAAUGUUCCGACGAACUCGGCCCAGAGAGCGAGGAGAGCCUCACCAUAAUGGCCAGUCUCGGGUGCAUAUACGAAGACCAGGGCAAAUGGGACGACGCAGCGAAAAUCCGGCAGACGGUGGUGGAGAAAAGGAAAAGGGUGCUCGGCGACGAACACCCUGAUACACUGACAUGCAUGGGCCAGCUUGCGUCGACGUAUCUGAGUCUAGGACGAUGGGGAGAGGCGGAGAGUCUGCAGAGGGAGAUUGUCGCGACGAGUGAGAAGGCGUUUGGGACGGAUCAUCCGAAUACAUUCACUGCAAUGGGGGAUCUGGCGACGACAUAUUUAGAGCAAGGGCGGCUGGACGAGGCUGAGAAGUUGCAGGUUCAAGUUGCAGAGAUAUGCAAGAGGGCUCUUGGGCCUGAUGACUUGAAUACGCUCACGGUUCUGAGCAAUCUAGCCUCGACGUACCGAGCGCAGGGGCGGUUAGAGGAGGGCGUGAAGAUGGAGGAAUCGGUAACGGAAACGAUGCAGCGCACGCUUGGGCCAGAGCACCCUGCGACCUUGCUUAAUAUAUCGAACCUGGCGACUACUCGGCUGCAGCAGGGAAGAUAUGAAGAGGCCGAGUCGCUGGAGGGGAAUGUCAUGGAAAGUCGUAAAAAGGAAUUGGGGCCCGGUCAUCCUUCUACAAUAAAUGCUGUUGCGAAUCUCGCGUCCAUAUACUCGGCGCAGGAACGCUACAAGGACGCAGAGGAAUUAGAGACUCAGGUACUGGAAACCCGGAAGCAAACGCUGGGCGUACAGCAUCCUUCCACUCUACUGAGUAUGAACAACCUUGCUCAUACAUGGAAAGCACUGGGCAAGAAUGAACAGGCAUUGUCGUUGAUGGCUGAGUGCGUCGAACUAAUGACAGCCCAAUUAGGGCCAGACCACCCAGAUACACGCGCUUCCGUCGCUGCUGUUACAUUGUGGGGUGAACACAAACCAUGA